Molecule: messenger RNA, 1353 nt
Organism: Otolemur garnettii (small-eared galago)
Lineage: Eukaryota; Metazoa; Chordata; Mammalia; Primates; Galagidae
Gene: CUNH11orf96
Product: chromosome unknown C11orf96 homolog
Exons: 1
Source: RefSeq, a predicted model, not a curated record
AUGGCAUUCGCUGUCAUCCGAGCUCGCAGCCGUGUGGGCAGGAGCGGGCUAUAUAAGCCGCGAGCCCGGCAGCCGCGGGGCAGACUGUGACAGCAGCAGCGGCGAGCGCCUCGGAGUAAGGCGGAGCAGCGUCCCCGGAGUCCCGCGCCCCCCGACGGGCCUGUCCGCCCGCCCUCCCAAGGAGCGCCUGCCCGGGCCCGCGAGGGCCGCCGCCACCCCGCAGCAGAUUUGGAUCCCCCGCCCGGCGAGCCCCAGGCUGCUGCCUCCCGGGGGGGCCCGGCGCAGCGGCCGCCCCCGGAGAGCCCCGCCGCCCCGCCACCCGGCCCCUCAGACGCCGGCGGCGCCAUGGCGGCCGCCAAGCCCGGAGAGCUGAUGGGCAUCUGCUCCAGCUACCAGGCGGUGAUGCCGCACUUCGUGUGCCUGGCCGACGAGUUCCCGCAGCCCGUGCGGCCGACCAAGCUGUCCAAGGGCAAGGGCCGGCUGCGGCGGCCGCGCCAGUCCCGCUUCAAGACGCAGCCAGUGACCUUCGACGAGAUCCAGGAGGUGGAGGAGGAGGGGGUGUCCCCCAUGGAGGAGGAGAAGGCCAAGAAGUCGUUCCUGCAGAGCCUGGAGUGCCUGCGCCGCAGCACGCAGAGCCUGUCGCUGCAGAGGGAGCAGCUCAGCAGCUGCAAACUGAGGAACAGCCUGGACUCCAGCGACUCCGACUCGGCCCUGUGAGGGGCGCCGCCCGGAGGGGGGACGUGCGCGUCUCCGCGGCCUUCCCGGGACCAGCGUGCGAACCCCGAAUGGGCCCACGCCCCACCCCAGGGGACCCGGGAGGACCCGGGACCGCCGCCCCUCGCACGCUUGGACUCCCGCCCGACUGCAAACUGGUCGGUGCGCCCUCUGCUGCGCUCCCCCGGACCAGGAGUGCCGGGCGCCUGGGAAGGGGGCCGCUUUCUUUGCCCUUGUAAAUGUUUAUUUUUUAACUCUUCCCAGUACGAACUCUUCUGUGAGUGUGUGCGGGGAGUCGCGCCCGCUCUGAGUCUGCCCCUGGUAGCCAGAGUCGCCCGGGGAUCCGCUCCACGCCCUUGUCUGAUGGUUUGCAACUCCGAUUUUGCACACAGCUCCACCGUGCCCCCAGCGCACACCCGUCCGCGCUCACGCCAACACACUCUCGCUGAACACUUUUAUAAUUGUUAGGCACGGCCGAUGGGACUUGGGGCGCAGCGCAACUGCUGCUGCGGCCAGAGGAUUGAUAUUUAUUUUUGCAUUGCGAUGGCUGAAGGCGUUUAUUUAACAAUCUUUUUACUUGGAUAUGUCUGUGAGGCUCCCGAAUGGAGACAAAUAAAGUCAAUAUAUUUACACAGUGCA